UUGAGUCCCUGAAGGUUGGCGCGAGCUGGAAGAGGAGCGCGCGGGCCUCGGGGAAUCCCGGAGGGCGGGACUGGCGUCGCCCCACUGAUGUACUUCCAGAGUGCUCUGUGAAUUUCCAAGGGCAACAAAAAAUGAAUCCAUCUCUGGGGUUGGUGUUGUUUGAGGACGUCGCUGUGGACUUCACCUGGGAGGAGUGGCAGGACCUGGAUGAUGCUCAGAAGACCCUGUACAGGGACGUGAUGCUGGAGACCUACAGCAGCCUGGUGUCCUUGGGGCACUGUGUCACCAAACCCGAGGUGAUCUUCAAGUUGGAGCGAGGAGCAGAGCCAUGGAUGGUAGAAGAGUCCUCAAAGCAGAGCCUCCCAGGUAUUCACCUGGACUGCUGGGAAGAGGCACAAGGGCCCUGCCAAGCAGAGAGUGAUGCACGCUCAGCCCACAACCUGCCUUCCCUGAUCCACACGUCAGCCUCUGCAACCCACCACAGACGUCCCACAGUGCGGACAGAGCUUCCCCUCCUCAGGACCCAUUCAGGAGAGGCCAUGGGGCUCCUGGGGGCUGCAACAGUG
Propithecus coquereli (Coquerel's sifaka) is the source of this 566-nucleotide messenger RNA. RefSeq names its product zinc finger protein 39-like. The record is from RefSeq and is a predicted model, not a curated record. NCBI's taxonomy places the organism in Eukaryota, Metazoa, Chordata, Mammalia, Primates, Indriidae. The transcript is spliced from 5 exons. Gene Ontology annotation, biological process: regulation of DNA-templated transcription. The annotation marks the transcript as partial.